AUGUGGCAUAUUGGUAGUGAAUGAAUUCUGCGUACAAAAAUGAAUGAUACGGUUCUAUUAAGCCCAUACAAGAGUGAAGUAUUGGAAUCCUUUAGUAUGUGGUAUGGAAAAGUGCACGGGUAUAUUAGCAUUGUGAUAUGUGCUAUGGGAAUUAUUCUUAACAUAAUCAAUAUUGUUGUACUCACGCGUAAAACAAUGCAAACACCAAUUAACUCUAUUCUUACAUGGCUUGCUGUAUUUGAUAUUGCUACAAUGAUAUCAUAUGUUCCAUUUGCAUAUCAUUUUUAUUGUCAGUAUUCUACGCUUUAUAUUUCCUCUGACAAAAAUAGCAAGCCGUGGAUGAUAUUUUUACUGGUAUACUUAAACUUUUCGGCGACUACGCAUACAAUAUCAAUUUGGCUUGCCGUAACGUUGGCGAUCUUUAGACACAGGCAUCUGAAUUCACCAGCUAAAGGAAGUCUGACACGCAUGCGCAGAUUAAUAAGAGCACGUGUAGCAGUUUGUGUCAUUGUUUGUAUAUCAGUUUUGAUAAUGAUUCCGAAUUAUUUAAUUCACAGGUUAGAGAAGCUGAACUUAAGUGAUAAUAGUUCUCUAUAUGUAUUUGAAGACUGGAAUUUGGGGUCAAGACAAACGAACCACUUUAUAACACUUGCUCUUAUCAUGUAUAGUGUUCUUGCGAAACUUUUACCAAGUCUUCUGAUAAUUAUAUAUGGUGGUUUGUUGCUGCAAACAUUGCGUAAAUCAAUGAAAGUCAAACGGCGUUUAUUCGAAGGUCGGGCUAGCCUUAGUUACCAAAGAAACAGAGGUCCAGCGAGGACAACAGUGAUGCUACUGACUGUUAUUGUACUGUUUCUUGUAACUGAGCUACCGCAAGGUGUCCUUAUUGUUUGUUCCAUAUUUUUAGACAAAUUCUUUGAACACAUUUACAUUCCAUUAGGAGAUAUUAUGGACAUUUUAGCCCUUAUAAACAAUGCUAUAAACUUUGUCCUAUAUUGCACCAUGAGCCAUCAGUUUAGAAGGACUUUUAUUAAAUUAUUCUGUUCUUUUUCACUGCUUGAUAUACUAUCAAGUACAAAUUCACAAUCUCCUAGCAAGGACAAUGUUUCAAAUAAUAUUUCCCUUUCAGAUAAGAGUUUUGGCCAGGAACGUAAUUCGUGCAUUACUUUGUAUACGAAGACGCACGUAACCAGAGAAGAGAGUAUUCUGUAACAAACAACAACGAACAAAAUCACUCAACGUGUAUAUAAAAAUUGUGUACGAUUCUCUGUUAUAUAUGUUCAAUUUAGACGGCUAAUUUCGUGUGUGAAACGUCUGCUUACAUUGACACAAGAACGAAUAUAUGUAGCAUUGUCCACCAGCUAUAUAAGCUGAAUCUAGGAAACGUCAA
This is a messenger RNA of Mercenaria mercenaria, 1387 nucleotides long. Its product is annotated as G-protein coupled receptor dmsr-1-like. Lineage: Eukaryota; Metazoa; Mollusca; Bivalvia; Venerida; Veneridae. The record is from RefSeq and is a predicted model, not a curated record. The transcript has a single exon. Gene Ontology annotation, cellular component: membrane. Gene Ontology annotation, biological process: G protein-coupled receptor signaling pathway. Gene Ontology annotation, molecular function: G protein-coupled peptide receptor activity. The coding region runs from base 40 to 1209 and encodes 389 amino acids.